AUGGGUCGUGUAAUUCGGGCUCAACGUAAAGGUGCCGGUUCGGUAUUCGUAUCACACACUAAGAAAAGGAAAGGAGCACCUAAACUUCGUUCAUUGGAUUAUGCUGAACGCCAUGGUUACAUUAAGGGUGUCGUAAAGGACAUUAUUCACGAUCCUGGUCGUGGAGCUCCACUAGCUGUGGUGCAUUUCCGUGAUCCAUACAAGUUCAAAACACGCAAGGAACUCUUUAUCGCACCUGAGGGUCUCUACACAGGGCAGUUCGUAUAUUGUGGAAAGAAAGCUACACUUGAAGUUGGAAAUGUAAUGCCAGUGGGUGCUAUGCCUGAGGGUACAAUUGUGUGUAACUUGGAAGAGAAGAUGGGUGACAGAGGUCGGCUAGCUCGUGCGUCUGGCAAUUUCGCUACUGUAAUUGGCCACAAUCCUGAUGCUAAGCGUACUAGAGUAAAGCUUCCCUCUGGUGCCAAAAAAGUAUUGCCUUCCAGCAAUAGAGGAAUGGUUGGUAUCGUUGCUGGUGGUGGACGUAUUGACAAACCUAUCCUCAAGGCUGGACGUGCCUACCACAAAUAUAAGGUGAAGCGUAACUGUUGGCCUUAUGUGCGUGGUGUGUCCAUGAACCCUGUGGAGCAUCCUCACGGCGGUGGUAACCAUCAACACAUUGGUAAGGCAUCCACUGUCAAGAGAGGAACAUCAGCUGGUCGCAAAGUUGGUCUUAUUGCAGCCCGCAGAACUGGAAGAAUCCGUGGUGGCAAGACCGAGACCAAGAAGGAGACA
Molecule: messenger RNA, 771 nt
Organism: Brenthis ino (lesser marbled fritillary)
Lineage: Eukaryota; Metazoa; Arthropoda; Insecta; Lepidoptera; Nymphalidae
Source: the annotation of a GenBank genome assembly